Molecule: messenger RNA, 1344 nt
Organism: Cynara cardunculus var. scolymus (artichoke)
Lineage: Eukaryota; Viridiplantae; Streptophyta; Magnoliopsida; Asterales; Asteraceae
Product: 60S ribosomal protein L4
Exons: 2
Coding region: 14-1228 (404 amino acids)
Biological process (GO): translation
Cellular component (GO): ribosome; cytosolic large ribosomal subunit
Molecular function (GO): RNA binding; structural constituent of ribosome
Source: RefSeq, a predicted model, not a curated record
CUAAUUCAGAGAAAUGGCUGCCGCCGCGCGCCCUCUCGUUACCAUCCAGCAUAUUGAUUCCGAUAUGGCUACCGACGGCGCCUCAUUGCCUCUCCCGGACGUUAUGAAAGCGUCGAUCCGUCCCGACAUUGUCAACUUCGUUCAUUCGAACAUCUCCAAGAACUCCCGCCAGCCUUACGCCGUUUCCAGAAAAGCCGGCCACCAGACCUCCGCCGAGUCAUGGGGUACCGGACGUGCAGUGUCCCGUAUUCCCCGUGUGCCUGGUGGCGGUACUCACCGUGCCGGUCAGGGUGCCUUUGGUAACAUGUGUCGUGGUGGACGUAUGUUUGCUCCUACCAGGAUCUGGCGCCGAUGGCACAGGAAGAUUAACGUGAACCAGAAGCGAUACGCCGUCGUUUCGGCUAUCGCCGCUUCUUCUGUGCCUUCGCUCGUGAUGGCACGAGGCCACCGGAUCGAAUCUGUUCCGGAGCUUCCCCUUGUGGUUAGUGAUUCUGCAGAGGGAGUUGAGAAGACGCAAAAUGCUAUCAAGGUGUUGAAACAAAUCGGAGCAUAUUCUGAUGCUGAGAAAGCAAAGGAUUCUGUUGGAAUUCGUCCAGGUAAGGGGAAGAUGCGUAACCGUCGAUACAUUUCUCGUAAAGGACCAUUGAUUGUAUAUGGAACUGAAGGUGCAAAGCUCGUGAAGGCUUUUCGCAAUAUCCCUGGCGUUGAGAUUGCAAAUGUUGAGAGAUUGAAUCUGCUCAAGCUUGCUCCUGGAGGUCACCUUGGCAGGUUCAUAAUCUGGACGAAAUCGGCUUUUGAGAAGUUGGAUUCGAUCUACGGGUCCUUUGACAAGACUUCUGAGAAGAAGAAGGGUUAUGUUUUGCCUAGGGCUAAGAUGGCAAAUGCUGAUUUGGCUAGGAUUAUCAACUCUGAUGAGGUGCAGUCUGUUGUAAAGCCAAUCAAAAAGGAAGUAAAGAGGGCUCCAAUGAAGAAGAACCCACUGAAGAACUUGAACACCAUGCUCAGGUUGAAUCCGUAUGCAAAGACCGCUAAGAGGAUGGCGGUGCUUGCUGAGGAACAGAGGAAGAAGGCUAAGAAGGAGAAGCUUGACAAGAAAAGGAAGCCCAUAACCAAGGAGGAAGCUACCAAGAUUAAAGCAGCCAGCAAAUCAUGGUACAAGACGAUGAUUUCUGACAGCGACUAUGCGGAAUUUGAUGUUUUUACCAAGUGGCUAGGUGUUUCACAAUGAUUUUCCCAAUAUUCUCUUAGAACUUGUUCUUUAAAAUUUUGUUUUGGUUAAAGAAAACCCAUGUUUUUUUUACUCUGAUCUCAAACACAAGAUUGAUUCAACUUUGUUUUUAUCUU